AUCAGAUACAGUACAAAAUGGCGUUUUCAGUAGUACAAACGAGAAAAACUUUGUUGUCGAAACCUGCUUUAACUAUUGUUCCCUCGCUUUGGGUGUCGGAAGAUACCGUGAAAUGGCCACCGAACAACCUUAUUACUCUAUCCAGGAAUGAGCAGGCUUAUCCCGGUAAGGAAUGGAAAACACAAAAAUGCAAAAUUUUGGGACAUCGCUCUUCGUAUAAACAAGCCGAGCAACUAAUUGAGUAUUUGGAAGAGAUAACGGAUUCCGACGACGCCGCACAACAGAGCCGAGGAACGCGAUGCCGACCGCCGACAAAGCUGGAAAAAAUACGAAUGAAUUUGUACAGCUUGAAGCCAAAAAACAAGGCAGCGAAUAAUUUGUGCAUCACUGAUGUACAGCUCGAAUUAAAUGAAAUAAAUCCAACACCAAAUAUUGUUAUACCAGAAGGUGCAAUGGGUAAAGCGGAUAGGAAUUUUCAUACAUCAAACGAUCAGGCGGACUUGAUUGCAAUAGAAAAUUCCAGUCAAGCAGAAUUUUAUGUGCAGGAUGAAACAGAAUUUAUUUGUAUCAAUGAACCGCCUUACCUGACGGAAUUAGUAUCACGCAAAACUUUUCCUUAUUACCUUAGAAGCAAUAGCGCAAAAUUGCCUUUAAGGCAACAAACCUAUUACUAAAAAGGCAAUAAAAUUCUUCCCCAGUCAAGUAACAACACAUACUGUCAUAUAUUUAGCACGUGUUACGGAAGUACGACUAUCUAAUAAUGGUCGUUUCAACCACAUGCAACCACAUGCAAAAACUGCUCCCUUUUCAUCUUAAGUAAAAAAAAAAAUCACACACCGUCGCAUAUGUUGCACAUGUUACAAGUUUCUUCAAUCUCCAAUUCAUCCGGUGAGCGUGUAUUAGUUCGCUCGUUGUAUGCAUACGGAGUAGAGGAAGAAUAUGACAAGAGCUGCCAAGCAGCAUUUUCCCCGUCAUAGAGUAUGCAAACGUUGAUGAUUUCAAAGACUUGAAAUGCGUCUUUAAAUGACAUCACGAUCUGUAAACUGCGUUAGAGAAAAACAAAAACAUUCGCUUUCUUGCAAGCUAUCCAAAACACAUACUCAUUGGUUUAUGGAAACUCAUUUGCACCUGUUUGAAAAUACAAAACUCGUGCCCAUCCAGAACAAUAUUCGCAACUUCGGCAACUCUGUUCAGACAGUAUAACAUAUUUUCAUUUCAUGUAAACACUGGGGGACGAAACGAAAGUGUUUCUAAUUAGACAUUUGAGGUUGAC
This is a messenger RNA of Wyeomyia smithii (pitcher-plant mosquito), 1273 nucleotides long. RefSeq lists its product as uncharacterized. The record is from RefSeq and is a predicted model, not a curated record. Lineage: Eukaryota; Metazoa; Arthropoda; Insecta; Diptera; Culicidae. Bases 18 to 674 code for a protein of 218 amino acids. The transcript has 3 exons.